AUGGCGGCGAGAAGCCCCAACGUGAGGCUACAGAAGGCUAUCGACAGGAAGAACCAGAGCUCGAUGCUGAAAUGCCCGCACUCUGCGCCACCGAAGCGUCAGAGAGCUCGGUUCGCGAGGCUGAGCGCAGAGACUGAGGCCGCGGGGAAGGCACCGGCGGAGCCCAAGCCAAGGGUCAAGCGGAUCUGCGCAAUGCGAGCAUCCCCAAUUCGCACCAAGACAGCGAGGGUCGAAUGUCCCAGCGAGAGGAAGAAGGCACUGACCACGCCGCGGAGCAAGGCCGUUCGGCCGAGGCAGGAGCUGUUCCACAGCGUGAAGCACCAGAAGGAGUCGUUGGCCGCUGCAUCUAGGAAAGGGACGGUCGUCAAGUCUCUGUUCAUGAGCACGACGCCAAAAAAGGAACCGGUCCAGACGCCAGCGGCAGACAAGAGCAAGGGGGCGGUGUUCGAGGUAUGUUCAAAGCUGAGGAAGCUGAACUUGGCGUGCUGGGAGGUGCCGAGCAGGUACAUGUCUCAGCCUCAGCCGAAGAAUAUGAAGACUGCCAAGAAGAGUGAAGAGACCACGGUGGCCAAGAGCGAGAAGCGGGAGCUGGAAUCCAAGACCAAUUCCAAGAAGAAAAUUUUAGGACGCUCAGUGAAGCGUGCUAAUGCCGGACCUGAUGGAGAGAACCGAAAUGGUUGCAGCACUGCUGUAGACGAGAACUCACUUGCAGACACUGCUGGCUCCCAUCAGGAAAGGAAGGUUGUGCUGCAGGAAUUGAGAAUCGAGGUGGAUGCAUCGCGAUGUGGCAAUUCAGAUGACAACAAGGAGAAUGUGUCCAGUGCUCCGAGUGAAGAAGAAUUGGACAAUUCAUCACAUUAUGGAAGUGAAAUCAGACUGUUGGAGAACAAUGAUAAUGUUCCUCUGAAGGAGAAUGUUGCUCUGAAGGUGGCCAAAUUGCAGAAAAAAGUGCAUCAAGAGCAGGCAAGAAAGCUCAAGAAAACCACCAAUCCUAGGGAAUACUACGACCCAAACCGUUCAAUGCUGGAGUUGGUCUUUGCUCCUGCAGACGAAUGGAUUGGUCGAAGUGACACUGAAAUCAUCGAUGCAACUAUGGAAGAGCUAGCCAAGUUAUUUCCUGAUGAAAUUGCUGCUGAUCAGAGUAAUGUUGUUGAAAACAUUGCAAGGAAGAAUGGUAUCAAUAAGAGUGAGUUACUUGAUAGAGAAGCAGAUGAUCUUGCUGUUCGUAUUGCUCUUGGUGAGACACACGUCAUUGCAGAGACUAAGAAAUUUCUAUCAAGGUAUGAUGUGAAGCCGGGCAAUGCCAUUCUUGCUGAGGACAAGCAUUUGCCAAUGUAA
Molecule: messenger RNA, 1338 nt
Organism: Zea mays
Lineage: Eukaryota; Viridiplantae; Streptophyta; Magnoliopsida; Poales; Poaceae
Exons: 6
Coding region: 1-1338 (445 amino acids)
Molecular function (GO): oxidoreductase activity
Source: RefSeq, a predicted model, not a curated record